This is a messenger RNA of Dentiscutata erythropus, 331 nucleotides long. The record is from the annotation of a GenBank genome assembly. Lineage: Eukaryota; Fungi; Glomeromycota; Glomeromycetes; Diversisporales; Gigasporaceae.
UACCAAGAAUGAUGAUGACUUCAAAAGAGCGACGAUGAAACGAAUAAAGGCUACAAAAACCAAAGCAAAAGUUACGUCUCUAAAAGAGUACCAAAACGAUGAUGCACUGAAAUUCAUAUCAAGAUUCCAAAAUGUUGACUUCAAAGCGACGACAAAAUGGACAGAGGCUAAAAAGUUUGAAGCAAAAAUUAAAACACAAAAAAUGAAAACGUCUCUGAAAGAAACACCAAAAACAACGGUACACCGAAAUCUACAACAAGGCUCCAAAAGGGCGACACCAAAAGCAACGACUCCUCUAAAUAACAUGAAAUUGACAAAAGCUAAAAAAUAA